Molecule: messenger RNA, 491 nt
Organism: Amoebophrya sp. A25
Lineage: Eukaryota; Dinophyceae; Syndiniales; Amoebophryaceae
Source: the annotation of a GenBank genome assembly
UAUAGCUUGUCUCCAGCAGGAGCUAGUCCUUCUAUCAUGUCGUGUCACGAAAGCGUUACACCGGGAGUCGCAUCGACGAGAAACAGCCAGCAUUCUGGUUCUUCAGGCGUGUCUGGGUCGAGACUGUUCUUCUUGGGAGGUCAUCACCUACCGACACAUGGCUCGUCAUACGAUCCUCAACAGCAGCAUUUGAAUAUUAUGAAAAGCUGAAAACGGAUUUGUGGAAAAGUGAUUAUAACUACAUGGCAUGAGUUCACAAUGAAAUCUUGAAUUGGAUGAAUAGAAAAGGAUCGAAUCUAAAAGGUCAAAACUCAGCAUUCAAACUCUGUUACCUCUACUAGUACCUCUACAGGUGUUGUGAGAAAGGUACUAUGUCUUCUAGAAUACCCAUCCUGAGGAUGUGGUCUCCACCCGGUAACUCUAAUGCCAGAACUUACACGGGCGGACCCGGUGCCCCAGGGUCGUUGCCAGCAUCGCAUUCGCAUUCCUCA